GUCCGGGGGUUGGAAAAACACAUUCGUGACACAACUUUCAAGUGAAUCACUCCAAAUCCAACAUGUACAAAGUUAUCAUAAUAGUUAUUGUUGCGGUUAUUGCAUACUGCACAGCGCAGGUUAACUUUUCCCCUAAUUGGGGAAAGAGAGCCAUCAAUCCGGGAGAAGAAAAUGGAAACAACUGUAAAGAGAGCGUGGAUACAUUAAUGCUCAUCUAUAAGAUUAUACAGAAUGAAGCUCAAAAGUUAGUAGAAUGUGAGAAAUUUUCGAACUGAUCCAUCACAGAUGAAUAUGUGCCCAUGUGAAAAUAUCUUUGUAGAAAAAAUAAACUUUUUGUGAUUUAAAUGUAUUUCAGUUGUUCUGAAUAAAAGAUGAGUAAAUAGGCUGGAAA
Messenger RNA from Diabrotica virgifera virgifera (western corn rootworm), 391 nucleotides. It is a transcript of the gene Akh, whose product is annotated as hypertrehalosaemic prohormone. The transcript is spliced from 2 exons. Gene Ontology annotation, molecular function: hormone activity. Bases 63 to 275 code for a protein of 70 amino acids. The record is from RefSeq and is a predicted model, not a curated record. Gene Ontology annotation, cellular component: extracellular region. NCBI's taxonomy places the organism in Eukaryota, Metazoa, Arthropoda, Insecta, Coleoptera, Chrysomelidae.